AUGGCCAGUCUUUUCAAAUCCACCCUUUGCUUGUUGUUAGUUUUGUCGACCUUCAUCUCACUUUCACAAUGUGCACCUCCAUCAAACGUAGAUAUAAAAGCGAGAAAGGAUAUGUGUAGUAUAUUGCAAAAACACGGGUUUAACAAGCUAGCAUUGAAGUGUUAUAAGAGGAGGGUCAUGUCAGAAGCACACAUCGUUUCUCGACGACUAGUCCCCGGAGGCCCCAAUCCCGAUACCAAUUUCAUUGGUUCUUUACGACUAGUCCCUGGAGGCCCCAAUCCUGAUACCAACUUCAUCGGUUCUCAACGACUAGUCCCUAGUGGUCCAAAUCCCGAUACCAACUUCAUCGGUUCUCAACGACUAGUCCCCAGUGACCCCAAUCCCGAUACCAACUUCAUCGGUUCUCAACGACUAGUCCCCAGUGGCCCGAAUCCCGAUACCAACUUCAUUGGUUCUCAACGACUAGUCCCCAGUGGCCCCAAUCCCGAUACCAACUUCAUCGGUUCUCAACGACUAGUCCCCAGUGGCCCCAAUCCCGAUACCAACUUCUUUGGUUCUCAACGACUAGUCCCCAGUGGCCCCAAUCCCGAUACCAACUUCAUCGGUUCUCAACGACUAGUCCCCAGUGGCCCCAAUCCCGAUACCAAUUUCAUCGGUUCUCAACGACUGGUCCCCGGAGGCCCCAAUCCUGAUACCAAUUUCAUCGGUUCUUAA
Molecule: messenger RNA, 714 nt
Organism: Helianthus annuus (common sunflower)
Lineage: Eukaryota; Viridiplantae; Streptophyta; Magnoliopsida; Asterales; Asteraceae
Exons: 1
Coding region: 1-714 (237 amino acids)
Source: RefSeq, a predicted model, not a curated record